Molecule: messenger RNA, 3078 nt
Organism: Trematosphaeria pertusa
Lineage: Eukaryota; Fungi; Ascomycota; Dothideomycetes; Pleosporales; Trematosphaeriaceae
Product: apses transcription factor-like protein
Exons: 3
Coding region: 203-2758 (851 amino acids)
Cellular component (GO): SBF transcription complex; MBF transcription complex
Molecular function (GO): transcription coactivator activity; protein binding; DNA binding
Source: RefSeq, a predicted model, not a curated record
CUCGAGGCCCAUAUUCGCGACCUCCCCGCGCAGCUCCACCCGCGACAGAGGCGUCACCCCAUCGCGCACUGCCGCAGUCUUCAGCCUCCAGCGCGCCGUUCGCAUCUCCUGCUGCCCCCAUUGCUGCGCCUGCGACCCCGCGACUCCCUGAUGAGCACACCCGCGCCCGCUUGAUCAGCACCCAACGCCCGCCUGCCGCAGAAUGCAAGUCGCGCGCUCGUCGCUCGCUGCUUCGUUCCCCUCGGGCUCGUCCUCGCAGCCUGCCAUGUACGCCGGCUCGCCUCCCGGCAUGAUGGCUGCUCCCAGCUUCACCCGCUCCUUCUCCGACGUGAAUGGCUACCAGCAACACGCCAUGGAGAAGCCACAGAUAUACACCGCCGUCUACUCCGGCGUGUCCGUGUACGAAAUGGAGGUCAACCGAGUCGCCGUCAUGCGCCGACGCUCCGACGGCUGGCUCAACGCGACCCAGAUCCUCAAGGUUGCCGGCGUCGACAAGGGCAAGCGCACAAAGGUCCUAGAGAAAGAAAUCUUGACGGGCGAGCACGAGAAGGUCCAGGGCGGCUACGGCAAGUACCAGGGCACCUGGAUCAACUACCGCCGAGGGAGAGAGUUUUGCCGGCAGUACGGCGUUGAGGACAUCCUCCGGCCACUCCUAGAUUACGAUAUCAGCGCAGACGGCAACGCUGGGCAGGGUAUUGAGACGCCGACCAAGGAGCAGGCUAUGGCAGCCAACAGGAAACGCUUCUACACGCAGAGCAUGGAUGGUCGCAGCACAUCCCAGAACGUCGGUGGCACCUUCUUCUCCAAUAUCUCGUCCACCGCAACGAGCGCUCUUGCGGCCAUGAACAAGGUUGCCAGACUGAACUCGCCCGCGCCCCGUCCCGGAAGCUCCUCGCAAGGCCGCAGAUCUAUGGGUCGCCCAUCGCAGGGACCGAUUGGGAGCCAAGAGUCCUUCCGCGCAAGCAGCCAGCAGAGCGUGCCGAGUCUAGCCUCGGAACGCAGCUUCGGCGCCAACGGCCAUGCCGAUUCUGCAUAUGCUACCGGCAUGGAUGACCCGCAGGAACCACCGAGGAAGCGCAUGCGCGCGUCGCAAGAAGAGUCUUUCUCGCAGCCGAACGGGUCCGAUGUGGUGAUGCGGGAUCACGGUUCGCCGACCGAGCCAAACGAGUCCUUCUACCAGACUGGCCAUCAUCUGACGACGACAGACGGCGAGGUUCCCACGGCGCUGCCUCCCCUGCCCCAUCCCAGCGACAAGGUAUCAGAAGAGAAGCGGGCCAUGUUGACCGACCUCUUCGCAGACCAGUCGCGGACUGAUUUCACGAACCAUCCCGCAAUACUCCACCUAUCAGGCUCAGACUUGGACAUGCCCAUCGAUAACAGUUCGAACACUGCGCUGCACUGGGCGGCGACGCUGGCUCGCGUAUCACUCAUGCGGCUGCUAGUCUCAAAAGGGGCGAACAUGUUCCGAGGCAAUGCCGCUGGCCAAACCCCUCUGAUGAGCGCUGUCUCCGUAAACAACAGCUUGGACCAUAGUUGCUUCCCGGAAACACUGGAGAUCCUGGCUCCGCUGAUCGAGCUCCGGGAUGCGCAAGGACGGACCAUCCUUCACCACAUCGCAGUGACGUGUGCCAUCAAAGGUCGUGCGGCGUCGAGCAAAUACUAUCUGGAGGCGCUUCUUGAAUACCUCGUGCGGAGCAACAUCGGGAACAGCCAGUCGAGCUCGUACGAAGGAAACGGCAACUACCCGAAGCCAAUCGGCCUGAUGCGUUUCAUGCAAGAGAUGGUUAACGCUCGGGAUAAGGCUGGGAACACCGCGUUGAACCUGGCAGCGAGGAUAGGUAACCGAAACAUAAUAUCGCAGCUAAUGGAGGUCCAAGCGGAUCCUUCGAUACCGAAUCACAAGGGCACACGUCCGAUCGACUUCGGCGUCGGUAGCGAUGCGGACGCCGACGCAUCUGCUGCGGUCAGCAGCCCGAGCAAGGGUAAGGCACCGCUGAGCAAGGUGGAGGAGACAAGCCGGGAGAUCCAGCCUCCAGUCAUGAGCGGCAUAUUGCAAAGCGCAAGCAUGCAGUUCACACAAGAAGCGCGCCUCAAGCAAGACAACAUCGACCGCACCAACGAAGCAAUAGCCCAGCUCUCGGCUUUGCAGAAAACAGAGCAACAGCGUCUGGAGACCCUGCGCGCUCGCAUUCGCGCGCGGCAGGAUCGCUCAAAACGAAUAUCCAACCUGAAGCGAUGGUUAGAUCUCCAGCGCCAGAACCUCGCCGUAAACACCAACACCAACCUCCGCGAAAAGCGCACAGUUGGCUACGCUGAUAUGGAAGGCGCGAAUGUUGUCCUCUCGGGCGAUGAGCUGCCCCCUGAACUCCGUGCAGCUGGCGACCAUCUCAUUCGCAAAGCAUCAGACGGCGCGUCAUACCUCUCUACUCCGCUGCCCUUCGACACUACCCUCCUCGCGCAAAAAUACGCCCCGCUUCUUGCUCAGCUACCUUCUAUCUCAACACUCCGGCACCGUCUUGAGGUGUAUACGCAGAAUAACAAGGACCUGGCCGGCCGGAGUAGGAUACUCAAGGAAAAGGACGGUCAGCUUGAGGUCAUGUACAGGAAGGUAGUCAGUCUGUGCACGAAAGUCGAUGAAGCGAGAGUGGACAGUGUGCUGGAGGGAUUGGUGCAGGCGCUGGAUAGCGACCCGCUUGACGGCGUGGAGGUCGGUCGCGUAAGGGAGUUCUUGAGGAAGGUGGAAGGUGUUGAAGGAUGAGCUGUGACGUGUCCGCCUACGUCGCAAGUUCCAGCAUGACGAAGGUAUGUCUGUAUCAUUUCUCUUAUGUGCUUUUAUCGCGAGCUGCCACCCGCGAUGUCCCUCACGACCUCUAUUUGGAUACGAUGGGAUUCCUUUGUGAUUGUUAUAGCGUCGGCGUAUGAAGCGCGGGCGGCUCUUCGGAGCGAUUAGCGCAUGGAGCAUGGAGGUUGAGCAGUCAUGGUGUGCAUGUUCCCUUCGUGUGCAUAUGAAACGAGAGAUAUCUUUUUCUUUCUAAUGACAUGCCGUUUCGUUCGGUGCAGCUCAUCCGCUUGCCGGGG